AGGCAGCGCCCGCGCGACGUAGCGCCAUCGCGACGUCGAGGGGCUGGCUGGCGCCCAACCUCUCUGACUGCGCAAGACAGCGGACAGGGCGCGCGGCGGAUCAACGACAGCAGAGCAAGUCGAAGCGAAGAAAAAGAUUCCGAUUACGAAGCGUUGCGUGGGCCUCCAGGGACAACAGACAUGAAGCUACCCAGCCCAGCAAAUGAGCUGCCAUGGUCCUCGACUCAUUCCCUCGACCGAUUUACACCAACCGCCACAAUGACGGCGACGCCGCUACCAGGUCACAACAACACAGGGCAUGGCGGUGGACAUGAGCUCCAGAAUUGGUCCUCGCUCAUCGGCAUAGUCACAGCUAUCGUGGGGAACGUCCUGAUCGCCCUCGCACUCAAUGUACAGCGUUACGCACAUACGCGGCUGCACAAGCAAAGAAUUUCAAUACGCAAGCGAGCCCGAGCAGCUACGAAGCGAGCGCAUUCAGGGCAGUCAUCGACCUAUGGCGCCCUCGGCUAUGGCACGAACGGGAACACCGGCGGCGGCGGCGGAAAUGGGGCUACAAUAUCUGACGACGACGAACCACCGCACGAUAGUCACGAGACGGAACCGCUCACGCAGUCGUAUAAUUCGGGGACCACGACCGUAGAAGAAGGGAACGACGACGAGGAUGAGGCAGAGGCCGAACGACAGGCCAAGGCUGCGUCGUCUUACCUGAAGUCGCCCUACUGGUGGCUGGGGCAGGUCCUGAUUACACUCGGAGAAAUGGGCAACUUUCUGGCAUAUGGCUUCGCACCUGCCUCGAUCGUUUCGCCUCUCGGUGUCGUCGCUCUCAUAUCAAACUGUCUCAUUGCGCCUCUCAUGUUCCAGGAGCGGUUCCGGCAGAGGGACUUCUGGGGUGUGGUCGUGGCGGUUGGGGGAGUUGUGACCGUGGUGCUCAGCGCGAAGACAGAGGAGACCAAGCUGAAUCCUCAUGAUGUUUGGGGCGCCAUUACCACUCUGGCCUUCGAAAUCUACCUGGGAGUAACGGUAUUUCUAAUCAUUGUCUUGAUGUGGGCAAGCCCUCGCUAUGGACGUCGAACCAUCCUUAUCGAUCUAGGACUGGUUGGCCUUUUCGGGGGCUAUACGGCGCUAUCUACGAAAGGUGUUUCGUCCAUGCUAUCGUCGACGUUGUGGCGGGCAUUCACGACGCCUGUCACGUAUGUCCUGGUUUUUAUCCUGCUCGGGACAGCCAUCAUGCAGAUUCGCUACGUCAACAAGGCCCUGCAACGCUUCGAGUCGACGCAGGUGAUUCCGAUCCAGUUCGUCAUGUUUACCCUUUGUGUCAUCCUCGGAAGCGCCAUUCUCUAUCGCGACUUUGAGAAGACCAACGCAGAGCAGGCGGGCAAGUUUGUCGGUGGCUGUCUCCUCACCUUCUUUGGCGUGUUUCUCAUUACGAGUGGGCGACAACAACGUGAGGGUGACGACGAGGAUGAUGCACUGUCAGACACCACCGGCGUGGAAGAGACUAUAGGCCUUGACCGCCAUGACAGCCACCAGCCGUACGAAGACACGCCCCGCAGACCGUCGGUAGCACAGAGUCGUCGUUCUAGCAAACACUCGCGUAUUGUAUUUGCAGAGGGCAACAGAUCGCAAGCACCCGACAUUGAUUACGAUGCUGCCUCCGUUUUCCACCCUACUCCAGGCAGCAUACCAGAGACGCCUGGAGUGGACAACAGCUCACUGGAGCACAACCCUUGGGAUGGCCCUUCACCCUUAAAGCCGCCCGGUAGAGGCAUUAGGACCCUCUCUGCCGACACACUGAUGAGGGGCUCGGCGGUCAUGUAUACUCCUACGACGCCGAUGCGCGAUGGGCUAGCACCACCAGGCUGCCUGGAACGGCCCACGACGCCUCAGGGCCGAGCACAUACUCUUGGGCCAACUCAGCACCGUCGGUCUGGGACAUUCAUAUCACCAUCCCCGUUGUCAUCGACAGUCACGACGGUGAUGAAGGAUGGUUUUUUGCGUGGCGACAAGAGAGCCCUGGCGACGCAGUCGUCAAUGCGACAUCUGCGCUCACGAAUACGCGCGAGCCUCUUUUUCAACGAAGAUGGACCUGUCUCCGAGGACAAUCUCGCACGUGCUUUCCACGAUCAAGAGGAGCCGUUUCGCGACACGGUCGACGACGAAGAGCAUGCGGCGCGCAUGAGAUCACGCAGCCUAAGCGAUGCGCUGGGAGACAUGUUCAGGCCGAGGCGCAAGAGCCGGAAAGAGGAUAUGGACGUCGAUCACGACGAUGGAUCAACUCGCCCAGGCCCGUCGAGCUGAUCGGAAGAGGACAAGCUCACGAAUAGUAAUACAAAGCGGAUCAACGCCCUGUCUCGAGCGAUUAUACGUAUGGAGUUGCGGAGGUCUCGGUGGCUUUUUGUUUUCGGGAUGUGACGCACGGAGUUUGUUCCCUGUCUUUCCAUCGCCGAACUCAUGAGCAGAUAGCAUGGCACGUCGUCCUCGUGGCACUUGGAAGGAUGAGGUGCGCAGAGCCUGUCGAUGUUUUCUUUCCCUCUAGACUCGAGCAGUCCACAGCUUCUGGACUGCCGACUGCUCCCCAACCGUCGGAUUGUGGAGCGGCCACUGGUGUUAUUUUGCGAAACUUGGAU
Messenger RNA from Emericellopsis atlantica, 2627 nucleotides. Its product is annotated as DUF803 domain membrane protein. Bases 181 to 2298 code for a protein of 705 amino acids. The record is from RefSeq and is a predicted model, not a curated record. Gene Ontology annotation, biological process: magnesium ion transport. Gene Ontology annotation, molecular function: magnesium ion transmembrane transporter activity. Gene Ontology annotation, cellular component: membrane. The transcript is spliced from 2 exons. NCBI's taxonomy places the organism in Eukaryota, Fungi, Ascomycota, Sordariomycetes, Hypocreales, Bionectriaceae.